AUGUGCGCGUGCGACGAUGCCAAGGAGGACGAAAUUCGACGCCUCGAGGAAUCGAAAAAGUCGCAAGACCAUGAUGAUCGACUGGGGGUUGUGGUCCGCGACGAUGCAAUGCGGUCCAUGGGAAAACGAAAGAUCGACGGCGACGACCAUUCAGGCACCAGUGGUGGCGGAAAAGUCAUCAAAUUGAUGGCAUUGAUGCACGACCAAAUCCAAUCUGAACUUGAUUUUCAAAAAGAAAAGUUCGAUGCUGAACUCGUGGAACGCCGCAAAGACCGAGAAUUGGUCGCUGAGCAGUUUCGUCAGCAGCAGGAAACGAUGGCCAAGUUGCUAGAUAUGUUGAUUAAGAAAUCUUAA
Aphanomyces invadans is the source of this 354-nucleotide messenger RNA. RefSeq lists its product as hypothetical. The coding region runs from base 1 to 354 and encodes 117 amino acids. The record is from RefSeq and is a predicted model, not a curated record. Lineage: Eukaryota; Oomycota; Saprolegniomycetes; Saprolegniales; Verrucalvaceae. The transcript has a single exon.